CACAAUGCUCCAAACAAGAGGCAAAUGAAGCCACGACUAUACAUAAGGAAGGAAUUUAUCCUGCUCCAAGAAGGCUUCCCCAAGGAAAUGAUGCCUAAGCUAAGAUCUGAAGGGUAAAUGGGAGUUACUAAAGAAAAGAGGGAGAGGAGAGAGCAUGUGCAAGGGCCCUGCGGCAGAGGGAGCACUCAUGGCUAUCAGAAUUAAAAGGUCAGUAUGGCUGGAGUGUAGACAGCAAGUGGGGAGCAGGGGAGCAGAGGAGUGGCUCCAAGAGGAAUAGGGGAGGGAGACAGGGACUGCAGCCUAUGCCAGCCACAUUUGCAUUUGGAAACAAUUCCUUUGGCUGCUCUGUAGACCAGUGUGGAAAUACAUAGAGCACUGCGGCGAGGGGGGGGGGCUUUGCAGUCAUCCAGGGAAGAGAGAUGCUGAUGAUAUCUGCCAGGGGUUCAGUGGUUUAUUCAUUCAGCAAAUAGCAGUGGAGCACCUAUGUGCCAGGCUCUGUUGGCCUCAGACAGAACAGCUAACAAAGUAGACAAAAACUUGUACCCUCAUGGAAAUUAUUUUCCGGCAGUGGGAGACAGUGCUAAAAUGGUGCCGAUGCUUACAGAGAAAAAUAGAGUUGGAAGGAAAAAGAGUACAGUUUGGAAAGAGGAGAGAAACUUCAGCUGCAGUUGGUGGUUUUAAAUGGAGGAGGUCAGGGGAGGCUUGACUGAGAAGUGACCUUCAGGUAAAGACCUGGAAGAGGUGAGGAAGUGAGACAUGCAGGACCCGGGGGCAGAGAAUUCUGGCAGAGGGAACAGCAAGGGCAAAGCCCCGAGUCAGGAGUGUGCCUGGCACAAAUAAGGGACAGUGGCCGGAAGAGACAGAGCAGGGGGAGAAGGGGAGGAGGAGAGGAGGCCCAAGACUCAAUGGGCCGACGAUCAAGGGUCCCAAAGGGCCUUGGAGGUCACUGUGAUGCCUUUGGUUUGUCCUCCCCAUGAGAUGGAACAUCUUGGGAGGAUUUUGUCAGAGGAGCGACUUGACCUGACUUAUCAUUAUUAUUAUUAUUAUUUUUAUUUUGGCUUUUUAGGGUCGCAUCUGUGACAUAUGGAAGUUCCCAGGCUAGGGGUGGAAUUGGAGCUGUAGCUGCCAGCCUGUGCCACAGCCACAGCAAUGCCAGAUCCGAGCCACAUCUGCAACCUACACCACAGCUCAUGGCAAUGCCGGGUCCUUAACCCACUGAUCAAGGCCUGGGAUCGAACCCACAUCCUCAUGGACACUAGUCAGGUGUGUUACCACUGAGCCACAAUGGGAAUUCCUGACUUAUUCUUGAACAGAAUCAUUCUGGUGCUGUGGUGAGAAAAGACCAAAGGGGGACAAAGAAUGGCAGCAGGAAGUCUUUUUAUGAGAUGAUAGUGGCUGGACCAAGAUAGUGGAAGUGGAGAUAGGAGGGAUUGAAUUCAGAAUAUAUUUUGCCAAUGGAGCCAAAAAGAUUUACUGAGAGAUUAGAUGGGAGGCAUGAGAUAAACGAUUCUAAAAUGACUCCAAGACUUUGGGCCCAAGAAACUGGAAGGACUGGGUUGCCAAUGACUGAGAUGGGAGAACUGGAGAAGGAGUAGGGUUUGGGGGGGAGAGAGCAGGAGCUCAGUUUUGGAGGGUGAAUUUGGGGCAUCACUAAGACCUGCAGGGGUGUUAAGUAGGGAGUUGCAUGAUCGAAACUGGCACUCAAGGGAGAGGCCUGGGCUAGAGAUACAAAUUUGGUCGUCAUCAGCAGAGCAGUGGUAUUUAAAGCCGUGAGUCUGGAUGAGGUCACCAAGGGAGUAUGUGUAGACAGAAAAGAGAUGAGGUCUGCCCCUGAGCCCUGGGGCGCUCUGGUGCUAAGACGUUAGGGAAUUAAGGAGGGACCAGCAAAGAAGCCUGAGGAGUGACAGCCAGCAAGCUGAAGGAAGACCAGGAGAGUGUGUUGUCUUCAGAGCCAAUUGAAGAAAGCGUUCAAGGGGCAUUGAGGGAAGGACCGUGUCGAGUGCAGGACGAGGACCAGGAAGUGGCUGCUGACUUAGCACCGUGGAAGUCAUUUGUGACCUUGAGAAGAGCAGUGUCAUGGAGCAGUGGGGGUGACGUGGACUGAUUCUUUCUGGCAGGUGCUGCUUAUGGAACUCUUGCCAGGUGCCAGAAACGAGGUACCUACUCACCAUAGGUCCCAGCAACUCGCUGUGGCAGCCAGGACCCCGCCAGAGCCAAGACCUUCUCCAGAAGGUGAUCCUUCCCCCCCACCACCGCCACCACCGAUGUCAGCCCUGGUGCCCGACACUCCCCCAGACACCCCCCCUGCCAUGAAGAAUGUUGCUAGCCCUAAGCAGCUCCCGCUGGAACCAGAGAGCCCCCCCGGGCUGGUUGGGCCUAAACCAGCCUCCCAGCAAGAAGAGCCCCCUCUCUCAGAAGUGAAGAGCAGGGGACCGACCCCUCCAGCCACAGGCCCACGGGAUGCCAGGCCUCCUCGAAGGAGCAGCCAGCCAUCGCCAACGGCAGUGCCAGCCUCCGACAGCACCCCCACCAAGCAAGAUGUAAAGAAGGCAGGGGAGAGACACAAACUGGCAAAGGAGCGGCGGGAAGAACGGGCCAAGUACCUGGCGGCCAAGAAGGCGGUGUGGCUGGAGAAGGAGGAAAAGGCCAAGGCGCUGCGGGAGAAGCAGCUCCAGGAGCGCCGGCGGCGUCUGGAGGAGCAGCGGCUCAAAGCCGAGCAACGCCGGGCAGCCCUGGAGGAGCGGCAGCGGCAGAAGCUGGAGAAAAACAAGGAGCGCUAUGAAGCAGCCAUCCAGCGGUCAGUGAAAAAGACGUGGGCUGAAAUCCGGCAGCAGCGCUGGUCCUGGGCAGGGGCCCUGCACCACAGCUCCCCAGGACGUAAGACCAGUGGGAGCAGGUGCUCCGUGUCGGCAGUAAACCUGCCCAAACACGUGGACUCUAUAAUCAACAAGCGGCUCUCAAAGUCCUCUGCCACGCUCUGGAACUCCCCCAGUAGAAAUCGCAGCCUGCAGCUGAGCGCAUGGGAGAGCAGCAUCGUGGACCGUCUGAUGACGCCCACCCUCUCCUUCCUGGCACGGAGUCGCAGUGCAGUCACACUGCCCCGAAACGGCCGGGACCAGGGUAGGGGCGGCAGCCCUGGGAGAGCCCCCGCGAGGGGCGGGGCAGGGGCCAGCCUGGCGAAUGGGCCACGCCCCGACCGCACUCAUCCCUCCGCAGCCGUGCCCGUGUGCCCACGCUCAGCCUCCGCCAGCCCCCUGACACCUCUGUGCAGCGCCCCCCGAAGCGGGCACCGCUGCGUCCCUGCGGGGGAGCGAGGGGAGCGCCGCAAGGCCAGCGCCGGGGGCAGUCCCGCCCCAGGCCGCCUGAGGCCAGAGACCUCACUGGUGCAGAAAAAGGAGAAAAAAGACAAGGAACGAGAAAACGAGAAGGAGAAGAGUGCCCUGGCCCGGGAGCGCAGCCUCAAGAAGCGCCAGUCACUGCCUGCCUCUCCCCGCCUGCGACCUCGCCUUUCUGCCGGCAACGCCGACGUCAGUCCCAAAUCCAAGGCCCGGCCAUCCUCUCCCUCCACAUCCUGGCACAGGCCUGCCUCUCCCUGCCUCAGCCCAGGGCCAGGUCAUGCUCUGCCCCCAAAACCACCAUCCCCCCGAGGCACCACUGCAUCACCCAAGGGGCGGGUUCGGAGGAAGGAUGAGGCAAAGGAGAGCCCCAGUGUGGUGGGGCCCGAGGAUAAGAACCAGAACAAAGGCAAGGCCAGUGACGAGAAGGAGCCUGCAGCCCCAGCCUCACCAGCACCCUCGCCUGUGCCCUCACCCACCCCAGCCCAACCCCAGAAGGAGCAGCCCACAGCGGAGAUCCCUGCAGAUACCGCUGUCUUGACCUCACCCCCAGCCCCUGCUCCCCCGGUGACCCCUAGCAAACCCAUGGCUGGCACCACAGACCGCGAAGAGGCCACUCGGCUCCUGGCUGAGAAGCGGCGCCAGGCCCGGGAGCAGCGGGAGCGCGAGGAACAGGAGCGGAGACUGCAGGCGGAAAGGGACAAACGAUUGCGAGAGGAGCAGCUGGCUCGGGAGGCCGAGGCCCGGGCAGAGCGGGAAGCGGAGGCCCGGAGGCGGGAGGAGCAGGAGGCCCGGGAGAAGGCGCAAGCCGAGCAGGAGGAGCAGGAGCGACUGCAGAAGCAGAAAGAGGAGGCCGAAGCUCGAUCCCGAGAGGAAGCGGAGCGGCAGCGUCUGGAGCGGGAGAAGCACUUCCAGCGGGAGGAGCAAGAGCGGCAAGAGCGCAAAAAGCGCCUGGAGGAGAUCAUGAAGAGGACUCGAAAGUCAGAAGCUGCUGAAACCAAGCAGAAGCAGGACAGAAAGGAGGCCAAGACCAACAAUUCCAGCCCAGUGAUAGACCCUGUGAAAGCCAUGGAGGCUCGACCCUCAGGGCUGCAGAAGGAGGCUGUACAGAAAGAGGAGCUGGUCCCCCAGGAGCCUCAGUGGAGCCUGCCAAACAAGGAGUCGCCAGGGUCCCUGGUGAACGGCCUGCAGCCUCUCCCAGCGCACCAGGAGAAUGGCUUCUCCCCUAAGGGGCCCUCUGGGGACAAGAGUCUGGGCCGAACGCCAGAGGCUCUCCUGCCCUUCCCAGAGGCAGAGGCCUUCCUCAAGAAAGCAGUGGUGCAGCCUCCCCAGGUCACAGAAGUCCUUUAAGGGGUUGCCUUGGAUCCAGGCACAGCUAUGAGGGCUCCUCUGCAUCAUCUGCCAGGAUGUCUGGAAGAGAAAGAGACAGAACAAAGCCGGAAGUGGCCUGGGCCCCUGGGGGUUGGGUCCUCUCUGUUAUUUUUAAUCUGCACCUUAUAGACUGAUGUCUCUUUGGCUGGAGCCAGACCCUGCCCCUCAGUGCAUUCGUGUGCUCACACGCGCGGACACCCGCAUACACACACAUACACUCACAGCCUCUCUGGCCUCCUCCCAUGGGGAAGGGCCACCUGUAGUAUUUGCCUUGGUUUGGGCGGGGUACAGUGGAUGUGAAUACUGUAAAUAGCUCGUGCUCAGACUCCUCUGCGUGGAGGGGGCGGGUGCAGGAGGCAGACCCUCCCAAGACUCCCUGGGGAGAUCUUCCUCCCUCUAUUUAACUGUAUCUGAGGGGGAACCCAGGUCUGGGGAUGGGGGCACCUUGGGCCACAGGAUACUGGUUGCUUUAGGGGUACCCGUGCCCCCUGCCCUCGCCUGGAAUCAGUGUUAUUGCAUCCGAUCAAAUUUCUCCAGAAAUAAAGUGAGAAUAAUUCUGCCA
This is a messenger RNA of Sus scrofa (pig), 5268 nucleotides long. The record is from RefSeq and is a predicted model, not a curated record. NCBI's taxonomy places the organism in Eukaryota, Metazoa, Chordata, Mammalia, Artiodactyla, Suidae.